This is a messenger RNA of Babesia microti strain RI, 504 nucleotides long. Its product is annotated as small subunit ribosomal protein S19e. The record is from RefSeq and is a predicted model, not a curated record. Gene Ontology annotation, cellular component: ribosome; cytosolic small ribosomal subunit. NCBI's taxonomy places the organism in Eukaryota, Apicomplexa, Aconoidasida, Piroplasmida, Babesiidae. Bases 1 to 504 code for a protein of 167 amino acids. The transcript has a single exon. Gene Ontology annotation, molecular function: RNA binding; structural constituent of ribosome. Gene Ontology annotation, biological process: ribosomal small subunit assembly; translation.
AUGGAAGAGAUAGACUUACACUUCUUUAAAACAGAUCCAGUGCCCUUUAGGCGUGACAAUGUUAGUGUUAAGGAUUGCAACCCUAAUAUUUUCAUUAAAGCAUUCGCUCAAUUUUUGAAACUAAAAAAUAUGAUUGAAUGCCCAAAAUGGACUGACUAUGUGAAAACUAGUCCCGCCAAGGAAUUGGCCCCAAAAGACCCAGACUGGUACUUUAUUAGAGCAGCUGCUAUAAUCCGUCACAUCUAUUUCAAACCUGAUUGCGGUGUUGGUGAACUGAGGAAGUUUUACAGCUCCAAGCAGAGAAGGGGCACUGCACCCAAUCAUAUGUGCAAAGCAUCAGGCAAAAUCAUACGCACUGUGCUACAACAAUUGGAACGCGCAGGCCUACUCGAACAAAAUCCACAAAAAAGUGGUAGAAGAGUGUCCCAAAAGGGCGCAAAUACCAUCAAUUCAUUUGCCAGGCAACUCACUAAGAAGGCUUUGGAAAUGUCAAAGCAAAUGUGA